GGCGCGGGGGGGUCUCCGUCGGGGAGGGGUGCGUGGGGGGGGGCGCAUCGAUGCCCGGCCAGAGGGGCGCCCCCUCCCGGCUGCCUUUGCCCGUGGGCGCCUGCGGGGUGGCGGCGCUGCUGCUGGCGCUGCUGAUGGUGCCGGCGCUGCAGCGGCUCUCCGGUCGCCUCUUCUCCGCCUCCUCCUCCUCCGCCUCCAUGGCGGCCGAGCCCCCUUCUUCUCCGGCGGCGACGGCGGCCCUCCUCUCGGCCGCCUUCGUCACCUGCCCCAACGAGACGGUGGCCAAGGACAUCGCCAGGGCCCUGGUGGAGCGGCGGCUGGCGGCCUGCGUGAACGUCCUGCCCCACGUCACCUCCAUCUACCGGUGGAAGGACGCCGUCGAGGAGGACGCCGAGGUGCUGCUGAUGAUCAAAACACGCAGCUCCAGGGUCUCGGCGCUGGCAGAGUAUGUCCGGUCGGUGCACCCCUACGAAGUGGCCGAGGUGAUCUCCGUCCCCAUCCAGCAGGGAAACCCCCCGUACUUGCGAUGGGUGGAAGAGGCCGUGGCCCCGGAGUGAGGGGCCCUUACUGUGUCCACAAUAAAGCCCCAGGGCGUUUCAGGCUCUC
This is a messenger RNA of Pantherophis guttatus, 606 nucleotides long. It is a transcript of the gene CUTA, whose product is annotated as cutA divalent cation tolerance homolog. NCBI's taxonomy places the organism in Eukaryota, Metazoa, Chordata, Lepidosauria, Squamata, Colubridae. Gene Ontology annotation, molecular function: copper ion binding. The record is from RefSeq and is a predicted model, not a curated record. Gene Ontology annotation, biological process: response to metal ion.